Entrophospora candida is the source of this 732-nucleotide messenger RNA. NCBI's taxonomy places the organism in Eukaryota, Fungi, Glomeromycota, Glomeromycetes, Entrophosporales, Entrophosporaceae. The record is from the annotation of a GenBank genome assembly.
AUGUUUAUACUUGACACUAAUAUAAAAAUAUAUAUAUAUUUUGUAGCUGAACUAAAGAUAGUUUAUCCAUCACCAAAUUAUUAUCUUGUAGCUGGAGCAGAUAACAAAAUACAAUGGACAUUUGAUCCAACUACUGAUCCAAAUGCAUUUUCUGUGUAUUUAAAUAAUCCCAAAAUUCCAGACUUGUCAGAUUUUGCCAUUGCCAAUACAGUUAAUACAACACUUGGUGUAACUACUGUUCAAAUUCCGCCUAGUCUAGUUAAUACUGGGUUUGUGAUUAGAUUUACAAAUGUUGCAAAUAUUGCAGAUAUAUAUACAACUUCUGAACAGUUUGAAAUCAAAGCACCUGGAACAACUCCUACUACAUACGUAGCACCAGUACCUACAACAUCCGCAGUCGCCACUACUAACUCUGAUACCGCCGCUACUACAUCACCAUCAUCAUCGUCAACGAAUGCACCUAAAUCAAAUUCAGAAUCUUUAUUCGACAAUUCAAAUUUUGGACUUUUGAUCAUUACUAUUACCAAAAUUUUCAAAGGAACAUUUAAUGUCAAAGUUGGUUUAGCUGGAGGUUUAGGUUUUAAUUCUGUGUUGACAUUUUCAGUCAAUAAUAUAACUUCAACCUCUUCUUCCAAUUCUUCUACUGUUCUUCUAAUCUGUCUUCCAGUAAUACGUGCAAUGGAUUGGUUUAAAGGAGAUAAUUUAAUUACAUUAUCACCAGAAUCAAACUGA